Molecule: messenger RNA, 981 nt
Organism: Yamadazyma jaroonii
Lineage: Eukaryota; Fungi; Ascomycota; Pichiomycetes; Serinales; Debaryomycetaceae
Source: the annotation of a GenBank genome assembly
AUGAAUCAAGAUUCAGGGGUAUCAACACAGUUAGAUCCUUUGAGUCAUCAUGAAUCAAAUUCUCCUAAAAUGAACUAUUCACCCAAGCAUUCAAGAAAAUCAUCAUCCUUAAGUUCAAAUAGAAAUAUCAAUAUGAAAAAUCUAUCAUUAAAUUUAGAGUCAACAUCAACAUCACCAAAUUUUAGUCAAAGUCAAAAUUUUACGAAUUUAAGACAAAAAUCUUUAACAAUAUCGAUACCCAAUGAAACCAGUCCUAAGGUUAAUAAUAAUUCUAAUGGAUCAUUAACACAAAAUGGUUCACAACAAAGCAUUUCACCCAUUAAAUUCCUGCCACCCAAAACUUCCAAAAACUAUAAAUUUCCUCCACUUAAAGAUCAAGAAUCACCUGUCAAUAACUCAUUUUUGAAUAAUUUUAAGAAUUUAAAUUUACCUGAAGAAUUACAAGAAUUAAGUCAAUUAGAUGCCUAUUCAAAAGGUCCAGCCAAUGUUUUGAAUGAUUGUAUAUUUCUUUAUUCUGAACCAACUAUUGAACAAAUUAAUGAUUUCGAUUUAGUAAUCAAUGUAGCCAAAGAAUGCCCCAAUUUAUCUGAUCAAUUUGAUAAUUCAAAUAAUAAACAAUAUUUAUAUAUACCGUGGAAUCAUACAAGUUCAAUAUCCAAAGAAUUACCUCGUUUAACUGAUUUAAUAGCUCAAUACGAUGAUUCAGAUUUAAAAGAUGGUAAGAAAAGAAAAAUCCUUGUUCAUUGUCAUUGUGGAGUUUCAAGGAGUGCUUGUGUUGUUGUAGCAUAUUUUAUGAAAAAAUUUAACAUCAAUACUAAUGAAGCUUAUGAUUUAUUAAAAAAUGGUAGUAUUUCUUCCACCAAUGACAAAUUCAAACAAUAUUUCAUUGAAAGUUGUAAUAGGAUUUGUCCAAAUAUGAGUCUAAUAUUCGAAUUAAUUGAUUUUAACGAAUAUCUUCAAAAUGGUACUAUUGAACCAUAG